Molecule: messenger RNA, 1549 nt
Organism: Fusarium vanettenii 77-13-4
Lineage: Eukaryota; Fungi; Ascomycota; Sordariomycetes; Hypocreales; Nectriaceae
Exons: 2
Coding region: 187-1197 (336 amino acids)
Biological process (GO): mitochondrial transport; carnitine transmembrane transport
Cellular component (GO): mitochondrial envelope
Molecular function (GO): O-acyl-L-carnitine transmembrane transporter activity
Source: RefSeq, a predicted model, not a curated record
GGCUGGGUAGACUGGAGAACGGAAUCUCGGGAUUUGCGUCAUAAUAGAUAUAUAUAUAUAUAUCCAUAUCUGACCUCCCCUCGGCCGAAGCUAUCCCCCACAUUCUCCCUUCUCCACGACUCAUUCAUAUAACCUAACCUCUCCUCCUCCUUUUCCUCCUCCCUUCACCUUCAUCCUCCACACAGCAUGUCCUCCGCCGACACCUCCGACUCGGCCCUCGAGGCCCGAGUCGCCGAGCAGCUCAAGAACGUCGCCCCGUCACCAAAGGAGGAACAGCCCACCACCAGCGCACCACCCUCUGCCCUCGCCCAGCAGCUCCGCGCCCUCGCGGCCGGCGGCUUCGGUGGUAUCUGCGCCGUCGUCGUCGGCCACCCCUUUGACCUCGUCAAGGUCCGCCUCCAGACUGCCGAGCGAGGCGUCUACUCUUCGGCCGUCGAUGUCGUCCGUAAGAGUAUCGCCCGUGAUGGACUCCGGAGAGGUCUCUACGCCGGCGUGAGCGCCCCGCUCGUCGGCGUCACACCCAUGUUCGCCGUUUCUUUCUGGGGUUACGACCUCGGCAAGCAGAUCGUCCGAGGCGUCAGCGAAGUCCCCGCCGAGGGGCUCACCAUUGCGCAGAUCUCGGCCGCCGGCUUCCUCUCUGCCAUCCCCAUGACGGCCAUCACGGCGCCCUUUGAGCGCGUCAAGGUCAUCCUCCAGGUCCAGGGCCAGAAGCAGCUCGCACCCGGCGAGAAACCAAAGUACAGCGGCGGUCUCGACGUCGUCAAGCAGCUGUACCGCGAGGGAGGCGUGCGCAGCGUCUUCCGCGGCAGCGCUGCCACCCUCGCCCGUGACGGUCCUGGUUCUGCCGCCUACUUUGCCGCGUACGAGUAUAUCAAGCGCAAGCUCACUCCCGUCGACCCCGACACCGGAAAGCCCAGCGGCCAGCUGAGUCUCACGGCCAUCACAUGCGCCGGUGCGGCUGCUGGUGUUGCCAUGUGGAUCCCAGUCUUCCCCGUCGACACAGUCAAGUCCCGCCUGCAGACGGCCGAGGGCAACGUCACGCUGGGCGGUGUCAUCCAUGAGCUGUACGGCAAGGGAGGUUACAAGGCCUUCUUCCCCGGUUUCGGUCCCGCCCUGACCCGUGCCGUGCCCGCCAACGCCGCCACCUUCCUCGGUGUUGAGCUGGCUCACCAGGCCAUGAACAAGUUCUUCAACUAGAUGGUGUAAGAGAGACGAGUGGAGCAUAGCGGGAAUGGAAUGUUUAAAAAAGUUCUCAGGGUUGCUGGGUUUAUCACUACGGAUACAUCAUACAUGACUGGUUGGUCGGUGGACAAGAGGUUACGAUGGCUGGACGGGAUGGCGUUCCUUGCUGGGGUUAGCAUAUAUAUGAUUUUGACUGCGAGGGAGCAUUUUCUACUUGAAACGUCUCAAACACAUAGCAUACCCUUCUUUUUAUUCUGCGUUCAUGUAUAUCCAUCCCCAUAGAUGUCGUUGGGAGCAGCAAAAGUCAAACGCCAUAGACAGACGACAACCUGCGAAUUCAAUAUCUCAAAUCAAAUAUAUUUGGGCA